CGCCAGUGCGAGCGCGGGGCCGGGCGCGCAGGAGUAAAAAGGAGGCGGCGGCCGCGUCUACGAGCAACAGAUCUGGGCGCCGCGAGCCGACCUCGUCCGCUGCUGGGAAUCUCGUUCUCUCCUUCCAUUAUUUUUGAGUUUCAGAAAGAAAUUAUAUUUGGGGUGGUAAAAAAUCUUUCGAAAAUCUUUAUUUUUUUUUUCCCUCCCCUUUCCUUAAAUGGCGCUGGCCCUGGGUCAGCGGGCGGUUUUCUCUGCACCAAGAUGGGCUUUGCCAUUUCCGUCGUGGGCACCCGUGGUGGUUUGAUUGUCAGUCUUCUCCGGGCAUCUUUGAGGCCAGGAGCCGUGCGCUGCACGUAGGCGACUCGCCCUCCGGAGCGGCUGGGCGUUUCGGAUUGUGACUUGGGGGCGCAGAGCGCGGUGGAUUGCGAGCACCGCGUGCUCUCUGCAAAACCGGCGGCGGGUCGCUCCCAGGUAAAGCCGCUCCCGGGCUGAGGGAGCCCGGCCCCGUGCGCAGUGCAGCCGCCCGGAGAGCCUGCCCUGUCCCCGCCGAGCCGGGAAAAUGGAGGCUGUGAUCGAGAAGGAAUGCAGCGCGCUCGGAGGCCUCUUCCAGACCAUCAUCAGCGACAUGAAGGGGAGCUAUCCAGUUUGGGAAGAUUUCAUAAACAAAGCCGGAAAGCUGCAGUCCCAGCUGCGGACAACAGUAGUAGCAGCAGCUGCCUUCUUGGACGCCUUUCAGAAAGUGGCUGACAUGGCCACCAACACACGUGGUGGAACCCGGGAGAUUGGCUCAGCACUCACCCGAAUGUGCAUGCGGCACAGAAGCAUCGAGGCCAAGCUGAGGCAGUUCUCCAGUGCUUUGAUUGAUUGCCUGAUAAACCCACUGCAAGAGCAGAUGGAAGAGUGGAAGAAAGUGGCCAACCAGCUGGACAAAGACCAUGCGAAAGAAUAUAAGAAAGCUCGCCAAGAGAUAAAAAAGAAGUCCUCUGACACGUUGAAACUGCAGAAGAAGGCAAAAAAAGGGAGAGGCGACAUCCAGCCUCAAUUGGACAGCGCUCUCCAGGAUGUCAAUGAUAAAUAUCUCCUAUUGGAAGAAACAGAAAAGCAGGCCGUGCGCAAAGCGCUGAUUGAAGAGCGGGGCCGAUUCUGCACCUUCAUCUCUAUGCUCCGGCCAGUGAUUGAGGAAGAGAUCUCCAUGUUAGGGGAGAUCACCCACCUGCAGACCAUAUCGGAAGACCUAAAGAGCCUGACCAUGGACCCCCACAAACUGCCCUCCUCAAGUGAACAGGUGAUUCUGGACUUGAAAGGUUCUGAUUAUAGUUGGUCAUAUCAGACGCCACCCUCUUCCCCCAGCACUACCAUGUCCAGAAAGUCAAGCGUCUGCAGCAGCCUGAACAGUGUCAACAGCAGCGACUCCCGGUCCAGCGGCUCCCACUCGCAUUCCCCCAGCUCGCAUUACCGCUACCGCAGCUCCAACCUGGCCCAGCAGGCCCCUGUGAGGCUGAGCAGCGUGUCCUCCCACGACUCAGGAUUCAUAUCCCAGGACGCCUUCCAGUCCAAGUCACCCUCUCCCAUGCCACCUGAGGCUGCCAACCAGAACUCCUCCAGCUCGGCCUCCUCAGAAGCAUCGGAAACCUGCCAGUCAGUGAGCGAGUGCAGCUCCCCCACCUCAGUCAGCUCAGGCUCCACCAUGGGCGCCUGGGUGUCCACAGAGAAGUUGUCUAAUGGGUUUUCUCACUAUAGUUUAUCAAGUGAGUCCCAUGCAGGGCCCGUGGGUGCAGGCCCCUUCCCUCAUUGCCUGCCUGCCUCCCGCCUGCUCCCUCGGGUCACCUCUGUCCACCUUCCUGACUACGCUCAUUAUUACACCAUUGGGCCCGGCAUGUUCCCGUCAUCUCAGAUCCCUAGCUGGAAGGACUGGGCAAAGCCAGGACCCUAUGACCAGCCAAUGGUGAACACCCUCCAGCGCCGCAAAGAGAAGCGCGAGCCAGACUCCAAUGGGGGAGGAGCCACGACCACAGGAGGUCCACCUGCAGCUUCGGAAGAGGCGCAGAGGCCAAGGAGCAUGACUGUGUCAGCCGCCACCAGGCCUGGUGAGGAGAUGGAGGCCUGUGAGGAACUGGCACUUGCCCUGUCCCGGGGCCUUCAGCUGGACACACAGAGGAGCAGCCGAGACUCACUGCAGUGCUCCAGUGGCUACAGCACUCAGACCACUACCCCAUGCUGCUCUGAGGAUACCAUCCCCUCCCAAGGUACGCGGCGCCCAGCUUGCCGUCCGGCUUUCCGGGCGGCUCCAGUUUCAGAUUAUGAUUAUUUCUCUGUAAGCGGUGACCAGGAGGCAGAGCAGCAGGAGUUUGACAAGUCCUCCACCAUUCCAAGGAACAGUGACAUCAGCCAAUCUUACAGGCGGAUGUUCCAAGCUAAGCGUCCAGCCUCAACUGCUGGCCUUCCCACCACCCUCGGACCUGCUGUGGUCACACCAGGGGUUGCGACCAUCCGACGGACCCCUUCCACUAAGCCUUCUGUCCGCCGGGGGACCAUCGGAGCUGGUCCUAUUCCCAUCAAGACACCAGUGAUCCCUGUCAAGACCCCAACUGUCCCAGACCUCCCUGGGGUUUUGCCAUCCCCUCCAGAUGGGCCAGAGGAGCGGGGUGAGCACAGCCCUGAGUCUCCAUCUUUGGGGGAGGGACCCCAGGGUGUCACCAACAUACCCUCUUCCUUGUGGAGUGGCCAAGCGUCUGUCAACCCUCCACUUCCAGGCCCAAAGUCCAGUAUACUUGAGGAGCACAGACAGGCGAUUCCAGAGAGCGAGGCUGAAGACCAGGAAAGGGACCCCCCAAGUGCCACUGUCUCCCCAGGCCCGAUUCCGGAGAGUGACCCCGCAGACCUGAGCCCAAGAGAAACUCCUCAGGGAGAAGACAUGCUGAAUGCCAUCCGGAGGGGCGUGAAACUGAAGAAGACCACCACCAACGAUCGCUCAGCCCCUCGCUUCUCUUAGGCUCUCAUAGUUCCCAGGAAAUGCUGCCAAUGGGGAAUGAACUCUUUCAUUAAUAAAACCUAAUUUGUCUGA
Molecule: messenger RNA, 3064 nt
Organism: Psammomys obesus (fat sand rat)
Lineage: Eukaryota; Metazoa; Chordata; Mammalia; Rodentia; Muridae
Gene: Mtss1
Product: MTSS I-BAR domain containing 1
Exons: 15
Coding region: 560-2992 (810 amino acids)
Biological process (GO): adherens junction maintenance; plasma membrane organization; positive regulation of actin filament bundle assembly
Cellular component (GO): actin cytoskeleton; cytoplasmic side of plasma membrane
Molecular function (GO): phospholipid binding; actin binding
Source: RefSeq, a predicted model, not a curated record